AAAUGAUUGAUUUCGAUCCUUCAACAUUUGGAUUAGCUCACACUUAUUAAAAAGAGGAUAAAGAUGAAAUCAAUACUUUAAGAAUGCCUAGUGCACCUUAAGUAAUAUAUAAAAGUUUAAAUGGUCCUACAUAAACAAAUGGAGGAAAUAAAUUAAAUAAUUUCAAACAUGGAACAACAACAUUAGGAUUUGUAUUUAAAGAAGGCAUUUUAAUAGCAGUAGAUUCAAGAGCUAGUAUGGGUAGUUUUUUGAGUAGUGAAUAAGUCCGAAAAGUGAUUGAAAUAAAUGAAUAUUUAUUAGGUAUGAAUAUUUUUGAAAUAAUAUAGGUACAAUGGCAGGAGGUGCAGCAGAUUGUUAAUAUUGGUUAGCUUAUUUAGCUAAUCAUUGUAGAACAUAUGAAUUAAAAAAUGGUAGUAAAUUAAGUGUUGCAGCAGCUUCUAAAUUCCUUUAAGGAAUUCUAAUUGGUUAUAAAAAUUCUGGUUUAUCAAUGGGUUGUAUGAUUGCAGGAACUGAUCUAUCUGGAUAACAUUUAUAUUAUAUAGAUAAUGAUGGUAUGAGAUUGAAAGGAGAUAUAUUCUCUGUUGGUAGUGGUAGUACUUAUGCUUAUGGUGUUUUGGAUAAUCAUUAUAAAUAUGAUAUGUCUGUUAAUGAAGCAGUAGAAUUAGGCAUUAGAGCAAUCUAUCAUGCAACACAUAGAGACACUGCUUCUGGUGGUGUAGUUAGAGGUAAGAAUUAAUAAUAUUUAUUUAAGUUUAUCAUAUUCAUUAGAAUGGAUGGACUAAAGUACAUGAUGGACUUGAUGUAGUUGAUUUACAUUAUCAAUUUGCAUAAUAAAAAGGAUUAGUAGGAGAUGGAGAUGAAGCUAAAUAGAGAUUGUUUUGAUUUAUUAAGC
Molecule: messenger RNA, 892 nt
Organism: Paramecium sonneborni
Lineage: Eukaryota; Ciliophora; Oligohymenophorea; Peniculida; Parameciidae
Source: the annotation of a GenBank genome assembly